This is a messenger RNA of Xylaria bambusicola, 1779 nucleotides long. RefSeq lists its product as uncharacterized. The transcript is spliced from 2 exons. Bases 484 to 1539 code for a protein of 351 amino acids. The record is from RefSeq and is a predicted model, not a curated record. NCBI's taxonomy places the organism in Eukaryota, Fungi, Ascomycota, Sordariomycetes, Xylariales, Xylariaceae.
UGAGCUCCCGAUAGCCACAUCACAGACGAAAUUCUUUGCCCUGUAAAAGGGUCAUCAUAGGGAUUAAUCAGUACGACUUAUUGUAUAGCACGCUUACGAGCAUUGAGCUUUAAUCGCCAAAUUCUGAUAGACACAUCUGUCUAAUCAAUUGGAUAGCCUGUUGCCCAUUAUUUAGCUUGGGUUGACAUAAAUUACUGCAAUCUAUGGAAACAAGGCCUAACUUAUUCAUUGUGCCAUUCUGUGUCACAAAGAGACUGUCAGCCAUCACGUUUGGAACAAUCGCGUUGUCUAGGGAAAGAAAGAAUCUAUUUCGGUUCAAGGACGCACAUAAAAAGCCAGCAGAAUCCAAAUAUCAGUUAUGAACUUUGAUGAUCAAAUAAUUCAUACGCAAACGCACACACAAACACGCCACCACGUACACAAUUCACCGAAUACGAAUAAAUACGAAUCGAUCAACUGAUAUUUUCCACUCAAGCUUUCAUAAUGAGUACCAUGAAUGCUACAGUCAAUGCCAAGUUAAUUGGGGUGUUAGAAAACCAUUAUCGCCCAAUGCAGGAAUACCAAUUUGACAAGGAAGCUAAAAAGUGGGUUUAUAUCAAGCGUACAGGCGCCUCCAAGCCUACAAAAUGUCUAUUUUUAACCGACGAUGGUUUCUUAAAAUGGGUGGCAGUCAAUGCAGGUGUGUUCCAAGGCCAUUGGUACAACAGGGAUACCAGUCAUCUUGUAUUUCCGUGCUUUCCUAUUGGAUCCUGGAACUUUGGCCAAAUUCGUCGAUUAGACAACGGUGAGGUAGGGUUUUCACAGACAUCUGAGAAAACGUUAGUUGGCAUCGAGAAUGCUUGGCAUCCUACCAAAAUCGACUUCACCGAGUUUGAACUCAUAAACCAGUUCGGCCACUUUAAAUCAGGAAGGCUGUGGCUUGCCAAGCAUUCCCGCUUUAAUGAGCAACUUUUGUUCGUAAAGAUAGAGCCUUGGGCUAGUAGCUGGUCUAUCAAGUCAAUGGAGAAUGAAACUAGAGUCUACGAACGUACUUACGGCCUUAACUUGACACCGCCAUUCCUGGGUCAUGUAACCUACAAUGGUGCUAUCAUCGGAUACGUACUUGAGUACCUUGAAGGAGCGAAAACGACCAAGAAAGAAGACAAAUAUGCUCGCAUCAAGGCUGUCAAGAAGCUUCAUGCUCUUGGAAUCAGUCACGGUUGCGCUCAUCACGCAAACUUCUUGAAGGUCGGCAAAAACAUGUUGAUGAUCGAUUUCCAAGAGAGUAAGUUUGACGAGAAGGCCACUGAAAAAUCAAAAUUGAAAGAUAUCCGGCGAAUCAAACACAUAAGAACUGACAUGUUUGCAUACACAACUAGUGAUGAUGGUUAUGUUGAGGAGACUAGCCAGUUUGAUGAUAUGAUCGAUGAUGAGAUCGAUUGGACGGAUGAUUCAACCGACAGCGAGAGAGACGAUCUUAAUAAGCCGAUAGCCGAACCAGAUGACUCUGAUUACGAGUUUGGGUGCUAUUGGCGACCUGAUAUACACCAGGGCAAUUAGUAGUACAAGCUCAAGAUGACAACUCGCCGAAGCCGAGUUCACUGAAGUGCACCAUGUCUGUGCUAACGCGCCCUGGUUGUUGAGCUCUCCGCACCAAAGCCUCUCAAUUGGCUACAUCAAAAAGCAGAGCCUCGCUAUAUAUAGCCCUAGCCCGUUCACAGCGAUUUUAAAACCUUCGUGUAAUAGAACGUCAUAUAGUACCCCAUAAUUACACUAGGAAUCAAUAAACGAUAAUCAAAA